AUGUCCGCCCAAGACCCAUACACCCAGAAGAACCUCGAGGAGCCAUCGCUCAAGGAGAAAGUGGAGGAUUUGACCCAAUUCAUCGACAGGGCCAAGUUCUCGAUGCUCACAACCCACUCUAAGGAGGGUGUCCUUGCAAGCAGAUGCAUGGCUGUUGCUGGAAAGGUAGGCCGGACGAAUGGAAGGACAAGAUGGAAGAGUCGCUGAUGAAAACGCAGGAGGGUAACGGCGUCGACCUCAUCUACCACACCAACAACGAAUCUGGCAAGACGGAUGAUCUCGCCACCAGCCCGGAUGUGAACGUUGCUUUCCUCGACUCCUCCGGUGAGUGGGCUUCCAUCUCCGGCAAGGCCACCGUCGAGACCGACCGGGCGAAGGUCAAGGAGUACUACUCUCCUCUCCUCAAGGCAUGGCUCGGCGACCUUGGUGAUGGCAAGCACGAUGGUGGCCCAGAAGACCCGCGUAUUGGGUUGAUCAAGGUGAAGGCGGAGACGAUCCAGUAUGCCGUGAGCCGGAGGAACUUCAUCACCAGCACCAUCGAUGUGGUGAAGGGUGCGGUGACUGGAGAGGUGCCAGCCAUCAACAAACUGAGACACCUCGGCACGGAGGAGAUUCAGCAGUGUAAGCCACAGUGCAUUCGUAAGAUCGUUUGGGUCGAGGCUGACAAUGAUUCAGGGCGGGCUUCUGCUUAA
Molecule: messenger RNA, 692 nt
Organism: Lecanosticta acicola
Lineage: Eukaryota; Fungi; Ascomycota; Dothideomycetes; Mycosphaerellales; Mycosphaerellaceae
Source: the annotation of a GenBank genome assembly